This is a messenger RNA of Necator americanus (New World hookworm), 252 nucleotides long. RefSeq lists its product as uncharacterized. Bases 1 to 252 code for a protein of 83 amino acids. Lineage: Eukaryota; Metazoa; Nematoda; Chromadorea; Rhabditida; Ancylostomatidae. The record is from RefSeq and is a predicted model, not a curated record. The transcript is spliced from 2 exons.
AUGGAGGUGGGGAUGGUUCCGCCCAUCUCUGCCUGCAUCACUGCAAACAGCCGCCUCCAGAAUGCUGUAUUGUACGACGCCACCUAUUGCAGCGCUCCACCCCUUGCGCCGCCUCCGCCUUGCGAUUCGUCGAAAAUCAAUUCGGACUGCCCGAUAGGCAGUAAGGGACGCUACGCGUGCACCCGUAUACGGAUACUCCACUUGAAAUCCGUACCACUCCAGAUUCGUGAUAAACAAGAAGAGGAGGCCUAA